AUGAAGUACAUUGCCUCCGUCUUCGCGUUCGCUACCGCCGUUGCUGGCCAUGGAUAUGUGGAUAAUGCCACAAUCAGCGGAAUAGACUAUACUUUCUACCAGCCAUACACAGACCCCUACACUACCGGAGUAAAGCGUAUCUCGCGUCCCAUCCAGGGCAACGGACCUGUCCAGGACGUAAGCAUCUCUGAUAUCCAAUGCGGUGGGUAUGCUACUGGUGGCAUCAAUGGCUCGAAGCCUGCUGCUCUCCACGCUGAAGCUGCUGCUGGCUCCAACGUCAAGCUUUACUGGACGCUUUGGCCUGACAGCCAUAUGGGUCCUACGAUUACCUAUAUGGCAAAGUGCCCUGAUACCGGCUGCCAAGACUACAUGCCAGAGUCCUCUGCUGUCUGGUUCAAGAUCCAAGAAGAAGGGCGUCAAGGUACCUCAAACGUCUGGGGUUCUGACGCCCUUAAGAAGGUUGGCGGCUCUGUCACCUACACCAUCCCGAAGUGCAUAUCUUCGGGUUACUACCUCGUCCGCCACGAGAUCUUAGCAUUGCACGCUGCAUACCAGUACCCUGGUGCUCAAUUUUACCCAGGCUGCCACCAGCUUAAAGUUACUGGCGGUGGCAGCACCAAACCCACUGGCCUCGUUUCGUUCCCUGGUGCUUACAAGGGUUCGGAUGCCGGUGUCACUUAUGAUGCUUACAAAGCUCAAACCUACACCAUUCCAGGCCCCAAGAAAUUUACUUGCUAG
This is a messenger RNA of Pyrenophora tritici-repentis Pt-1C-BFP, 738 nucleotides long. RefSeq names its product Glyco-hydro-61 domain containing protein. The record is from RefSeq and is a predicted model, not a curated record. Lineage: Eukaryota; Fungi; Ascomycota; Dothideomycetes; Pleosporales; Pleosporaceae.